This is a messenger RNA of Emiliania huxleyi CCMP1516, 1323 nucleotides long. RefSeq lists its product as hypothetical. The transcript has 2 exons. The record is from RefSeq and is a predicted model, not a curated record. The annotation marks the transcript as partial. Lineage: Eukaryota; Haptophyta; Isochrysidales; Noelaerhabdaceae.
CUGCCCGAGGGCAUGACGCACCUGCCGGACAAGGCGUUCCAGGACCGCACUCCUCUCGUCUCGGUCGCCUUCCCGCGCAGCCUUGCCUCCAUCGGCAGCAGCGCCUUCGAGGGCUGCUCCUCGCUCGUCUCCAUCGACCUCCCCGCCAGCCUCGUCGCCAUCAACAACCACGCCUUCCGCCGCUGCUCCGCCCUCUCCUCCGUCACCCUCCCCGCCGGCCUCACCUCCAUCGGCAUGGGCGCCUUCGCCCACUGCCCCUUCAUCACCACCGUCACCUUCCCCGCCGGCCUCACCUCCAUCGGCCCCAGCGCCUUCCACCUCUGCUCCUCUCUCACCCGCGUCACCCUCCCCGCCGGUCUCACCUUCAUCGGCGAGGCCGCCUUCUUCCGCUGCUCCUCUCUCACCCGUGUCACCUUCUCUGCCGGCCUCACUUCCAUCAGCAGCGCUGCCUUCGCCGGCUGCUCCGCCCUCUCCUCCGCCACCCUCCCCGCCGGUCUCACCUCCAUCGGCGACUGCGCCUUCGACCGCUGCUCCGCCCUCACCACCGUCACCCUCCCCGCCGGCCUCACCUCCAUCGGCGACGCCGCCUUCGAAGGCUGCCCCUCGCUCGCCUCCGUCACCGUGCCAACCACCUGCGAGAUCGGCGCGGCCUUCGACCCCACGACCACCGUCGGCAUGACGCACCUGCCGGACAAGGCGUUCCAGGACCGCACCUCUCUCGUCUCGGUCGCCUUCCCGCGCAGCCUUGCCUCCAUCGGCAGCAGCGCCUUCGAGGGCUGCUCCUCGCUCUCCUCCAUCGACCUCCCUGCCAGCCUCACCGCCAUCAACAACCACGCCUUCCGCCGCUGCUCCGCCCUCUCCUCCGUCACCCUCCCCGCCGGCCUCACCUCCAUCGGCAUGGGCGCCUUCGCCCACUGCCCCUUCAUCACCACCGUCACCUUCCCCGCCGGCCUCACCUCCAUCGGCCCCAGCGCCUUCCACCUCUGCUCCUCUCUCAACCACGUCACCCUCCCCGCCGGUCUCACCUUCAUCGGCGAGGCCGCCUUCUUCCGCUGCUCCUCUCUCACCCGUGUCACCUUCCCUGCCGGCCUCACUUCCAUCAGCUGCGCUGUCUUUUCCGGCUGCUCCGCCCUCGCCCGCGUCAUCCUCCCCGCCGGUCUCACCUCCAUCGGCGACUGCGCCUUCGACGCCUGCGAGGCCCUCGGCUCCGUCACCCUCCCCGCCAGCCUUACCUCCAUCGGCGAAGCCGCCUUCGAAGGCUGCCCCUCGCUCGCCUCCGUCACCGUGCCAACCACCUGCGAGAUCGGCGACGCGGCCUUCGAC